GCUGAAUGAAAAGUAUGUGGAGAAUAGUUUCCAUGGAUUCCACGCGAGUUUGCCUCUCAUUUCACUGACAACUGAAAAGAAGAUAUUGUAUUGUUUAAAGUAAUACGGAUUACAGAAUCGCUGACUCAUGGAUUCCACCGCAGAUAACGGAUUUCCCAUCCGGGACCAGGGUGUCACCCGGCAGAUCAGCGCAGACGUCGAUAUGAAUGCUGAAAGUCACCGCCAUGAAGCUAUGUACAUUGGGUUACGGCUUCCACACCGUCCACGGCGGCCUAGGCGGGGGUCGUCGUCACACAAGAGGGAGAAACCCACACAGGAAGCAAUAUCAGCAGCAGCGUCGUUGACGCCGAGCGAGCAGAUCCAUAUGUUGCUGAGUCAGACUGAGGACGACGACAGCCACGAGACACACGACGUUUUCUGCCAGAUGGACUACCUCUUUAAGAUCGACACCGACAUGCAGUGGAGGGAGAUGGCCAGGUGGGUGAAAUAUGAGGAGGAUGUAGAGCAGGGGGGUGAGAGGUGGUCCAAGCCUCACGUAGCCUCGCUCUCACUCCACUCCUUGUUUGAACUGCGCGGGAGUCUUGUUUCCGGUUGCAUCAUCUUGGAAAUGGAUGCCUACAACAUGACGCAAAUAGCAGACUUGCUGCUGGACAACUUGAUAAACAAUAAACAGAUGGAGGAGAGUCUGCGAGACACUGUCAAACAGGCGAUCCUCGCCGGUCACGUGUUCCAGCACUCGAGCAAGCGACGGCGCAUGUCCACGCCCGACCACGCAGACUUGAAGCGCGUCUCCAUGAAGAGGACAUUCUCAGAGUUCGGCCAAAAGUUUUCCAUUCGAAACAGAGACCCUAGUUCGAAUCAGCUGAAACGAAACGGAAGUAUGAUGCGAGCGAACCAGAGUCAACCCAAUUUCGAGGGGGUAAUGAAUGGAGACCUCCCCCAAUCCGCCUCGUCAGCCAGACUGAAUCAGCAGUUCAUGCGAAAGAUCCCAGACGGAGCGGAAGCCGCUAACGUGAUGGUAGGGGAACUGAAGGGUCUCACGUACCAGAUCGUCGCCUUCAUUCGACUCACGCAGGCCAGGGCGAUAGGCGAUCUCACUGAGGUUCCCAUUCCAACCCGAUUCCUCUUCCUGCUUUUCGGCCCCGAGGGAAGUCAGCAGAAGAUAACAGAGAUUGGCAGAUCCAUGUCCACCAUCAUGGUGGAUGAGGUGUUUAGGGAAGUAGCUUAUAAGGCGAGGAACAAGCAGGAUAUCUUGGCCGGCGUCGACGAGUUCCUCGACCAGGUCACAGCACUGCCCCCUGGCGAGUGGGACCCUAAGAUCAGAAUAGAACCGCCCCAGGCUGUACCCUCACAAACACAAAGAAAAGUACCGAAGCCUGUUGGCCCGCCGAUUGAGGAGGAAGAGGAGGAAAGCCACUGUGACCCCACGUUACAGAGGACAGGCAGAUUGUUCGGGGGUCUAUAUCAAGACAUCAAAAGGAAGAUCCCCUUCUACCUGAGCGACUUCAAGGACUGUCUGCACAUCCAGUGUGUGGCCUCUAUCAUCUACUUAUACCUGGCCACACUCACACCCAACGUCACGUUCGGGGGUCUGCUAGGGCAGGCUACAGACCAGUACAUGGGUACCAUGGAGUGUAUCCUCACAGCGUCAAUCGUUGGCGUGCUGUUUGCUCUGUUCGCUGGACAACCUCUCAACAUCCUCGGCAGCACGGGCCCCAUGCUUGUGUUGGAGAUGAUACUCUACCAUUUCUGCAACCUGUUCGACGACGAGGCAUUGCUUAAUAUUGUCUAUAUUCCAAUGGCUGUGUUGUAUGGAGUCUUUCUCUACAUGGGCGUGUCUGCACUCAAAGGCAUGCAGUUCAUCGACAGGAUCCUGUUGCUGUUCAUGCCAGCCAAGUACCAGCCCGACCACAUCUACCUGCGUCACGUGCCCAUCAAGCGAUGUCACCUGUUUACCUUCAUCCAGAUCAUGUGUCUUGUCGUGCUGUGGGUAGUGAAGGCAAUCAAGUCAAUGUCCAUCAUAUUCCCCAUCAUGGUGUUGGGAAUGUGCUUCGUGAGGAAGGCUAUGGAUUACCUGUUCACUCAGAACGAGCUCAAGUGGCUGGACGACAUUAUGCCCGAGGACAAGUCCAAACGGAAAGAAGACGAAAAGAAAGAAGCAGAGGAUGAUGCCGAGAAGGAGAGUCUGCUGGACGACGAGAACUACCACAAGAUGAUGGAGUACAAGAUUCAGGACGACAUGCUGGCGGGCAAGUUCGGCAUGGACUACACGCGGCGGGGAUCCGUCGACCCGGACCGCGUGAACAUCACGGAGGAGAUGGCCAAGACAGCCAUCUGGAAAAACGUCGCCUACGAGAGUCGGUGUGAAAACGAAUACAUCAAAGCAAACAAGAGACGAAAAGAGCACAAAGAUGGAAAAGAACACAAACCCUCUUUCUACAUCCAAGACGACGAAAGAGAACCUCAUCAAAACGGACACGGUGGUAGUGAGGACCAAAUCAGCAAAGUCUGAAAGUCAGCAGUCUGAAAGUCAGCACAGUCUGAAAGUCACUAUAGUCUGAAAACUUGGCCCAAAAAACCUGUAGCAAAAACGUUUGAGCAUCAACAGUGUUUGAAGAAUAUUAAAGCAUAAAAAUCAGGACCAGUAUAAAAAAAAAGCAACAUUCUUAAAACAAACACUUUUAAUGCUGCAAUCUCGACUCACCAUAUUAUUAAAUCAUUUUCUAAUACAACAGACAAACACAACCACAGUUUGAUCAUCAUUCCAUUUUUAAUAUUAAUAUUCUGUCUGUGGGAUGGAGCAUAUAAAAGAUCCCUUGUACAAAUAGGAAAAUUUAGCAGGUUUCAUUUCUAAGACUAUUUUUCAAAAUUACCAAAUGUUUGACACCCAAUAGUCGAUUAUUAAUAAAUCAAUGUGCUUUAGUGGUGUCGUUAAACAAAACAAACUUUAAAUAUUAAUAAACGUGCGUUAUCACUACCAAUGUUCAUUAUCCUCAUCUUCUUACAAGUGUUUCUUCAGCUAUUUUAAUACAUCAUAACACAAAGAAAGUAGAAUAGGUCCUGGCUUCUGGUGGUCAAACUGGAUAGUAAUAUGUAAUGCAACAGCCAAACGUUUUUUAAAGAGACAUUCCUGAGUUUGCUGCAUUGUAAGAUGUUUCCGACUAAUAAAAUAUUUCCACAAAUAAACUUACAUAUUAAAUAUAUUUUCUUCUUUAGAAUACCA
Messenger RNA from Gigantopelta aegis, 3223 nucleotides. Its product is annotated as sodium bicarbonate cotransporter 3-like. Lineage: Eukaryota; Metazoa; Mollusca; Gastropoda; Neomphalida; Peltospiridae. Gene Ontology annotation, molecular function: monoatomic anion transmembrane transporter activity; sodium:bicarbonate symporter activity; solute:inorganic anion antiporter activity. The record is from RefSeq and is a predicted model, not a curated record. Gene Ontology annotation, cellular component: plasma membrane. The coding region runs from base 128 to 2512 and encodes 794 amino acids. The transcript has 18 exons. Gene Ontology annotation, biological process: transmembrane transport; regulation of intracellular pH; monoatomic anion transport.